UCCCACGUGCUCGGAGGAGUUUCCCUCAACAUGGCUGCGAGCUGAGAUCCGGGUUUUGCGGGCACGUUGCAUGGUUCAGAAAGAGGGUGGAGGGGGGGCCCCCGGACCCGAGCAACAGCCCCCCUCUCAGCCCCCCUCCUCCACCUUAUCCUGGGGGGGGCUGCAUGGUUGCAACAAAAAGCGGUUAACACUAAGCAACAUUGCAAGGUUGGUUUUUUUCCAGUGCUACUAUGGCCAAUGAGGAAGACGACCCUAUUAUACAAGAGAUCGAUGUCUACCUGGCCAAAAGUCUGUCGGAAAAACUGUAUCUGUUCCAGUAUCCUAUUCGUCCAGCUUCGAUGACCUACGAUGAGGUUACUCACCUCUCGGCGAAGAUCAAACCGAAGCAACAAAAGGUUGAACUGGAAAUGGCCAUCGACACGUCGAAUUCCAACUACUGUCGCAGCAAAGGGGAACAGAUUGCCCUCAACGUAGAUGGCACGUGUACGGAUGAGACCAACACUUACUCCUCGAAGCUGAUGGACAAGCAGACGUUCUGUUCCUCACAAACCACCAGCAACAUUUCGCGAUACGCUGCUGCUAUCUACAAAAGAGGGGAGCUUCACUUGACUCCGUUGAAUGGGAUCCUGCAAAUGCGGCCAAGUUUUGCCUACUUGGACAAAGCGGAUGCGAAAUACCGAGAACGCGAAGCUGCCAAUGAGCAUGGUGAUUCUUCCCAGGAUGAGGCUGAUGAAGACGUCAAGCAAAUCACGGUGAGGUUCUCCCGGCCAGAGUCGGAACAGGCCCGCCAACGGCGAGUUCAAUCUUACGAAUUCCUGCAAAAAAGACAAGCAGAAGAGCACUGGGUCCACCUCCAUUAUUACGGUUUGAAAGACAGCCGUUCUGAGCACGAGCGCCAAUAUUUAUUCAGCCAAGGACACAGCAUGGCUGGGAACACGGAAUUAAUUAAAUCGCCAAGUGAAUACUUGAUGAUGCUGGUUCCACCAAGCGUAGAAGAAGAAAAGGAAAAACCGGUAGCGCCAAGCAAUAUGCUGUCGAUGGCUCAGUUGCGGACGCUCCCUUUGGCCGACCAGAUUAAGAUUCUGAUGAAGAAUGUGAAAGUCAUCGCCUUUGCUAGUUUAAUGAGUCUCCUAGCCUCUGGGACAGAUCCGGCUGCAGUUUUGCGAAGCAUCCAGCAGGUGGCGCUGCUAGUCCAGGGGAACUGGGUGGUGAAAAGUGACAUCCUUUACCCCAAAGAUACCUCCAGCCCACACAGCGGUGUCCCAGCCGAAGUCCUGUGCCGAGGAAGGGAUUUUGUUAUAUGGAAAUUCACGCAGGAUCGAUGGGUGGUACGGAAGGAAGUUGCAGCUGUAACCAAACUGGGUCCAGAAGAUGUGAAAGACUUCCUGGAGCACGUCUCUUUUUUGAGGAUAAACCGAGGCUGGGAAUUUAAGCUCCGCUACGACGAAGAUUUUGUCAAGAAGCAUCCAGAUGUGGUGCAGAGGCAAAAAAUGCUUUGGAUGGGCAUUCAAGCCAAGUUGGAAAAAGUAUACAACCUGUCCAGAGAGCAGCUGGCUUCAAAGAAACCAGCAGCACAGCCAGCUGCUCCAUUGGUGAUCUCUGGAGAGCAGAGGGUCAACCUGGCCAAGUCCAAAGUCAACCAGAGCUACAGCCAGUUGGACCAAGACCACCGAAAGAGAAAAGCCGAGAACCGGCUGGAGGAGUCUCUUCAUGCGACGGACCUCCUUGGGGUCCAUAUAAAGGAGGAACCGGUGAGCGACGAGGAACCGAUGGAGACCUCGGCCCCUGAGAACCUCAAUAAUGGACUGGUCAACGGGAUCCAUUUGGAAGAUAGCCUGGACUCCGUCAACGGCCACGUGCCGAUCCCGGAAAGGGUGACCGAGGAACUGCGAGCGUUUGUGGGGACCACCUUUAAGAAACAAUACGUCCUGACUCUGAACGAGCUAAAACGGUUAUUUAACCUUCAUCUGGCUGGUUUACCUCCCGGGAAUCUUUUGUUCAGCGGAAUUUCGGACAAGAUGUUGCAAGACAUGGUGUUAGACGUAGGCUGCAAGCAGAUCAUGGUGCCUUUUCCCCCGCAGAUGACAGCAUUGCCCAACGAACAGAAGGUGUUUGCUCUUUGGGAAGCUGGCGAUGUUUACGAUCAGCACCGGCAAAUUUUGCUUGAAAUCUUUUCCAAAAACUACCGUGUGCGUCGAAACGUCAUCCAGAACCAACUGGCCCGGGAGUAUGGCAAAGAUCUAGACAAACAAGAGGUGGAUAAAGUUUUGAAGGAUUGUUGUGUAAGUCAAGGAGGCAUGUGGUACCUCAAAGGGACAGUCCAGCAGCCAAGCUCUUGACGAUGGGAGUCACUUUCAUUGCAUCGUUGUUCAAUCCCAGGAUGGGCAAAGCGAAACCAGAAGGGUAGGAAAGGAAAACAGCUUGAUCCUUUCAAAGCCUUCCAGUUGGAAGACCUACCAGAGGUGGCCCUGCUAGCUACUUGCAACGGCAUCCAAACCACUAAUCUUGAACGGACAGUGGAUCUGUAGGUCCCCCUAGAUUAAAAUCUGGAUUAAAAUCCCCCUAGAUUAAAAUCUUACUAGAAGCAACCACGAAAUGAACUAUCCUUAUGGGGGCUAAACUGUCAGCAGAUCAUGAUCUAACGGUUCAUUUUAUAACGAAGGCCAAUAAAUUUCGAGUUUGCAGGAGGGGA
Messenger RNA from Crotalus tigris (Tiger rattlesnake), 2692 nucleotides. It is a transcript of the gene POLR3E, whose product is annotated as RNA polymerase III subunit E. NCBI's taxonomy places the organism in Eukaryota, Metazoa, Chordata, Lepidosauria, Squamata, Viperidae. Gene Ontology annotation, cellular component: nucleus; RNA polymerase III complex. Gene Ontology annotation, biological process: DNA-templated transcription. The transcript is spliced from 21 exons. The record is from RefSeq and is a predicted model, not a curated record. The coding region runs from base 231 to 2339 and encodes 702 amino acids.